GCUGUAUUAAGCCGACCUAAUACACCGCCAGCCUGUCAGACGGGUUGUUCACAUUCGCCGGAGCGUCCACAGGUUACAGUAGAUAUACGUUUUAGAGAGCGUUUUGCCAUUCGAGAGAAAUUCAACAUGUUGACACAAUAUGUUCUGAACGCAGAAGCGAAAUGGAAGGUGGUUUUUGAAGACAUUAUGCGCUGUCGAGAACCGCAGUCUCAAUCAGGUGGUCCUGCUGGCUUCACACUCGAAGAGUUCCGAAAAUAUAUUAGAGAAUUCUUAAGAAAGAAAGACGUUUCAGAUGUUGAAAUCAAGGACAUGUUCUUUGAUCUAGAUGUGGACGGUAAGAAUUUCGUCAACCAGGUCGUAUUUGUGAAGGAGAUGAGCAGAGCGCCGAGACGACAAGCGUAUGAGGCAGCCUUCGAUAUGAAAGACUUCAACAGGGAUGGGAAGCUGGGCCAGGACGAGAUAACCAACGCCUUCCAGAUUGUCGGGGUGAAGGAUGAGCUCGUGAAGAAGUUCUUCAAAGAGGUGGACAUUAAUAAGGACGGCUAUAUUUCCAAGACGGAGUUCAUGAAGAUGGUGUAACGACUAGAUGGAUCAUCUUGGUCACGCUCUCUGGAAGAACUGACCUGUGUCAUUCCCGAAGCGUUUCAUUUGAAUGUCGUUCGAAUGAGUUCCAUUGCUUUAACCUAAAGUUGAUCACGUGGCAAUGUUCCAUGUCGUUGUUUAGAUAUAUUUAUUUUUUUGCUUUUAGUGAUUUCGCUUUAUCAUUAAUCCUUUUAUAUGGCAAAUGUGUGACGUCAACAGUUAAUAUCAGUGAGAUCCAUAUCCCCUACAUUGGCAAUUUUACAUUUUUUGCCAUGUUCAAUCCUUCAAUAAAUCAUCCGGUCGUAAACAACAAUUGGAGCUACUACGCAAACAGCUAAUCGGGAACCGUCGGCAUUUUCCGUGUUCUCACGUUAACAGGAAGUGCCGACGGUUUCCGAUUGCAGACAGCUUCUGUAUUGAUAUUUGUUUUGAGAACUAUCGGAGACCAACGUGUAAAUAUCUUCUGUGAUCCUGAACACUUAGUCACUUCCAUGUUUGUGAACCACGUUGACAUCUGUGUCUGUGCCUCCGUGGACAAUAGUUGUGUUUUUACAUAUGAUAAUUGGCAUUUGUCUUGUCCAUAUGUGUGUACGUCAUGUAACCCUGGUGCUAGUUGUUUUUCCAACCUGUAACUGUAUUUGACUUCAUGAUUGUAGGCGUCAAUCAUAAUUGUAUCUGCAUUACAUGUACUCAUUAUUUUCUUUUCGUUAACGAAUCUAACUUGACAAUAAAUAUAGAUCAUUUAUAGCA
This is a messenger RNA of Mizuhopecten yessoensis (Yesso scallop), 1332 nucleotides long. RefSeq names its product calmodulin-like. Bases 127 to 579 code for a protein of 150 amino acids. Gene Ontology annotation, molecular function: calcium ion binding. NCBI's taxonomy places the organism in Eukaryota, Metazoa, Mollusca, Bivalvia, Pectinida, Pectinidae. The record is from RefSeq and is a predicted model, not a curated record. The transcript has 3 exons.